Aspergillus melleus is the source of this 1449-nucleotide messenger RNA. RefSeq names its product neutral amino acid permease. Bases 1 to 1449 code for a protein of 482 amino acids. Gene Ontology annotation, biological process: amino acid transmembrane transport. Lineage: Eukaryota; Fungi; Ascomycota; Eurotiomycetes; Eurotiales; Aspergillaceae. Gene Ontology annotation, molecular function: amino acid transmembrane transporter activity. The transcript has 6 exons. The record is from RefSeq and is a predicted model, not a curated record. Gene Ontology annotation, cellular component: vacuolar membrane.
AUGAGUCCACCUCAGAUCGUUUCACUUCCCUCGAAUACCCUCGACCUUGAGGAUGUUCAGCAAAAGGGUCUGCCGGCAGAUCAAGCAUCCAUUGGCAUGGAUGAGAAGAAGCUGGACACGCCUCCCUACAUGCAAGAUGCCUUUGGUGACGAGGAGUUCGCCGAGGUCAAGUACAAGGUUCUGAAGUGGUGGCAAUGUGGUCUGCUCAUGGUAGCUGAAACGGUCUCUCUUGGUGUUCUAUCGUUACCCGCUGCUGUGGCUGGGCUUGGCUUAGUUCCGUACGUACAGCUUCAUGUUGUUGAUGAACCGCGUACCUGUUGGCUAACAUGGAGCAGCGCCAUCAUCGUUCUCAUCGGUCUGGGAUUUCUGGCGACGUAUACGGGAUAUGUGAUCGGGCAGUUCAAAUGGAAAUACCCGCAUAUCUCAAACAUGGCCGACGCCGGCGAGGUGCUUGCCGGCAGCUUUGGUCGAGAGCUGCUAGGAAUUGGCCAAAUGCUAUUCCUGGUUUUUAUCAUGGCCAGUCACUUGCUUACCUUCACCAUUGCCAUGAACACCAUCACAAAUCAUGGGACGUGUUCCAUUGUAUUCGGUGUGGUUGGGAUGAUUGUUUCCUUUAUUCUAUCUUUGCCUCGUACCUUGGCAAAGAUGUCAUGGUUGUCACUAGUUUCUUUCAUCAGCAUUCUGUCAGCCGUGUUCAUUGCCAUGAUUGGAAUAGGCAUCUUACAUCCUGGAGAUCGCGUUGAUGCUAUUGUCAAAACCGAUUUUGUUAACGGGUUUACCGCCGUGACCAACAUCGUCUUUGCUUUCUCCGGCCACGCUGCCUUCUUCGGUCUUGCCGCCGAACUCAAGGAUCCCCGCGACUUCCCCAAAGCUUUGUGUCUACUGCAGGGUGUCGAUAUCUCGCUAUACAUCAUCGCCGCCGUUGUGAUUUACCGCUUCGGCGGUGCCGACGUUGCCUCUCCUGCCCUGGGUUCAGCCAGCCCGGUUGUGUCCAAAGUAGCCUAUGGCAUCGCCUUACCCACUAUCAUCAUCGCCGGCGUCAUCAACGGCCACAUUGCCUUCAAGUACGUCUACAUUCGCAUUUUCCGCGGCACCGACCGCAUGCACAAGCGCGACUGGCUCGCCAUCAGCUCCUGGGUCGCCAUCGGCCUCUUCCUCUGGAUCCUCGCCUGGAUCAUCGCCGAGGCUAUCCCCGUCUUCAGCAACCUGCUCAGUCUCAUCACGGCCCUGUUCGCCUCUUGGUUCACCUUUGGCCUCAGCGGUAUGUUCUGGCUGUAUAUGAACAAGGGGGUGUGGUUUUCUUCGCCGAGGAAAAUCCUCCUAACGGUUGUUAAUAUUGGAAAUAUUGCUGUUGGGGCUUGUUUGUGCGGUCUCGGCCUGUAUGUCUCGGGGAAAGCCAUCCAUGAUAAUCCCAGUAGUGCCAGCUUUUCCUGUGCGGACAACUCCUAA